Callithrix jacchus (white-tufted-ear marmoset) is the source of this 1685-nucleotide messenger RNA. RefSeq names its product sepiapterin reductase (gene SPR). The record is from RefSeq and is a predicted model, not a curated record. Gene Ontology annotation, molecular function: sepiapterin reductase (NADP+) activity. NCBI's taxonomy places the organism in Eukaryota, Metazoa, Chordata, Mammalia, Primates, Cebidae. Gene Ontology annotation, biological process: tetrahydrobiopterin biosynthetic process.
UGUGGGCGAAGAGCAAGGCAGCGCUGGGAACCCGGCUAGGGCUUUCCGUGUGGGCUGCGCCUGCUGGCCCUUUCUGUUUAGUCCCUUGUCACGUACUGGGCUCCUGCCCACAGCUUGACUUCCGCUACCAGCAGCCAAGGGAACCACAUCCAGGGGGAACCAACGCCCCUGGACCCUCGCGGCCCGAAGCCUAAGGUUCCGGCCCCUCCCCGGCAGGGCGGCCCCGCCCACACCCGUCGCGGUCCCACCCCCUCCACGGCCGCCCCGCCUCCCACCUGGUCUCGGGGCCCAGCGCCGCCGGCGGAGGACGGUAGCAUGGAGGGCGGCCUGGGGCUUGCUGUGUGCGUGCUGACCGGAGCCUCCCGCGGCUUCGGCCGGGCGCUGGCCCCGCUCCUGGCCUCGCUGCUGUCGCGCGGCUCCGUGCUGGUCCUUAACGCCCGCAACGACGAGGCACUGCGGCAGCUGGAGGCCGAGCUGGGCGCCGAGCGGUCUGGCCUGCGCGUGGUGCGGGUGCCCGCCGACCUGGGCGCCGAGGCUGGCUUGCAGCAGCUGCUCAGCGCCCUGCGCGAGCUCCCCAGGCCAGAGGGGCUGCAGCGACUGCUGCUCAUCAACAACGCGGGCUCUCUUGGGGAUGUGUCCAAAGGCUUCACAGACCUGAGUGACUCCACUCAAGUGAACAACUACUGGGCGCUGAACUUGACCUCCAUGCUCUGCCUGACUUCCAGCAUCUUGAAGGCCUUCCCAGCCAGUCCUGGCCUCAACAGAACCGUGGUUAACAUCUCGUCCCUCUGUGCCCUGCAGCCCUUCAAAGGCUGGGCGCUGUACUGUGCAGGAAAGGCUGCUCGUGAUAUGCUGUUCCAGGUCCUAGCGAUGGAGGAACCUAACGUGAGGGUGCUAAACUAUGCCCCAGGUCCUUUGGACACAGACAUGCAGCAGUUGGCCCGGGAGACCUCCAUGUACCCAGACAUGCGAAAAGGACUGCAGGAGCUGAAGGCAAAGGGAGAGCUGGUGGAUUGCAGGGUGUCAGGCCAGAAACUGCUGAGCUUGCUGCAAAAGGACGAGUUCAAGUCUGGAGCCCACAUGGACUUCUAUGACAUAUAAGCCCAUGCCUUUGGCUUCCUGAACCUUUUUGUCCCCACUCAGACAUACCCCAGAGCCCUGUGGCUCCCCACACACUGUCAUAGGGCAGUCCUGCCUUAGAUAUAUAAGCACUCAUGCCUACUGCCCUGCCCUCAGGCACAGCCAGCUGUGAGCGCCGGUCGUUGGCCUUAACCAGUUGUCAGCUAGGUGUGCUGUGCACCCUGGAUUAUGAGGAGGCUUAGGAGAGAGGUUAUGAGUAUUGGCAUCUCUGUCCCCAGGAAUAGAACUUAAGGGGUGGGAAGAGCAGGAAAAGAAGCUGGAGAAGAAGUUGUGUCUCCUGCUCAUGGGGAGACGAAAGAGUGAUGUGGUGUCGAAUAGGAGGACCCAUGUAGAUUCGAUGGCCUGGAGGGGAGGAAGUGUGCAGACAGUACAAGUUCCAGCCCACACAGAUGCCCCUUGCUGAGGGCAGCAGGGCCUUUUGCUGAACUCUGUCCUCACUGAUGUCUCCUCCACCAUCCCUUCACCAGGCUGGGAGAAGGGACUCCUGGGUAUCUGUAUACACCGCAAAGGCUGAUACAAAUAAAAUACAGAUUGCUUGGUUCUUU